Stegostoma tigrinum is the source of this 14874-nucleotide messenger RNA. Its product is annotated as dynein axonemal heavy chain 11-like. The record is from RefSeq and is a predicted model, not a curated record. NCBI's taxonomy places the organism in Eukaryota, Metazoa, Chordata, Chondrichthyes, Orectolobiformes, Stegostomatidae. Gene Ontology annotation, molecular function: dynein intermediate chain binding; dynein light intermediate chain binding; ATP hydrolysis activity. The transcript is spliced from 82 exons. Gene Ontology annotation, cellular component: dynein complex. Bases 400 to 13815 code for a protein of 4471 amino acids. Gene Ontology annotation, biological process: microtubule-based movement.
AAUUAUGCAUGUAUUCUUGUCGCAUUGACAUACACGCAUUUUUCAUUGACUGUUUACAUUGACACAACUGCAGCUGAAACAAUUGCAACGCUUCAUACCAGCAGCCACCCCCUCUGCGUAUGGUUUGUUCCCGAGGAGACGCUGCAUAAAGAAGGCAUCGCCUUGAAGUGGACCUGUUCACUCCGGAAGAGGGGAAGAGGCUAGUGAUGGGAAGGUUGCAUGUUCAUUUCUAUUCCCAAGGAAACCAGUUCGUAGCAGAGAGUCCAACUCGUAGGGGCACGAGCGCUAGCGAAAUGUGCAGCUGUGAGUUGGAAACGCAGUGAAAAUAAACAAGGCUCGAUUUGACUGAAAACUAAAUUGUUGCAAGUAGUCAGGCCAAAAAAAAAAUCAGUGGAGGAAAUGGCUGAAGAUGGUGAAGAAAACCACGAUAAAAGUUUCGGAGAAGACGAGAGGGUGCAGUAUAUCGCGGGUUGGAUCAUCUACUCAUUGAGACUCCGAACUGACAAAUGGGUCAAAUUCAUUGCGAGCAAAGAGAACCAAAAACUCUUGUCGGAGUUUCUCGAAAGAGAGUAUUUUCUGGUGUGGUUUCUCAGCGACACGGGGCUCCUGGCAGCCUCCAGGGAGCUACCUUCAAACUUAAAAAGUAAAGUUGUUUAUGUAAUCAAGAAAAUUAGUGGUCCUGUUCUAAAAGAGAAUUACAGAAGAGUCCUACUGUUUGGGCACUUGUCUGCAUCUCCACUACAUCAAAUAACUACAUUGGUCGAAGAGAUUCUGGUACAAGUCCUUUCAAGCAAGAGAAACCACAGAAAAUGGCCACAAUUUAUUUCACAAGAUAUAGACCGUCAUGUGGAAAAUAUUAGAAAUAAGGUUUAUGUCGUGAAUGGCCAAGCGAUGGGACGGACUCUCCUGCCUAUACCCAGCGUUGCAGCUAAAAUGGGAGGCAUCGGUCAAAAACCAGGGAAUGGGAACAAGCUAGAUCAUUACAACCAUUUAGUUAUUCAUCCAAUUGAAUCGAUGGUAAUCAAAUGGACUCAUCAGAUUCGGGAUGUUUUGAAGAAGGAUUCAGCCGAACCAUUGUUGCAAGGACUUAAUCCAGGUCCAAAGACCGAGUUGAUUUUUUGGAAUGCAAGGAAAGAAAACUUGCUGUGUAUUCAUGAACAACUUCAAACUCCAGUUGUUCGAAAAAUGGCCAAAAUCUUAGAAACAACAGAAAGCAGCUAUUUUCCCACUUUCAAGCAAAUUUUACAAGAUGUUGCAGGUGCAUUGGUUGAAGUCCAAGACAUCGACCUCCAUCUUAGACCACUGCAUCGCCAUAUUGAAAUUUUGCAAGAGAGUGAACUUGCAGACACCCUUGUGUUCAUUCCAGCUCUUUUUCACACCAUCUGCCUCAUCUGGAGCCAUUCCAAAUUUUAUUGUGUUCCUCUUCGCAUCAUUGUUCUCCUGCAGGAAUUCUGCAAUUUGUUGAUUGAAAAGGCAAUUGUUUCUUUGUCACCAGAGGAACUUUUGAAAGAGGAGAUUGAAGAGUCCUUGGUACAUGUACAAAUAUCUGUGAAAAUCUUCAGAGCUUAUAAGGACUGUUUCUUGAAGCACAAAGAAAAGUUAGCGAGUUAUUAUGCAAAAGUACAAGAUUGCAAGCUCUGGGACUUCCCAUUAUCAAUGAUUUUCUCACGGUUUGACAGAUUUUUCAACCGUCUACUACAGCUUGAGGAUUUGUUUAUUACUAUGCUAGAAUUCCAAAAACUGGAGAGGUUGGAGUUUGGUGGCAAGAAGGGAAAAAUACUAAGUGAACAAGUUUCUAAAAUGAACAAUGAAUUCUUGGAAUGCUGCAAAGUUUUCAAGGAAAGCACCUACGAUCCUUUGGAUUAUGAGUGCUCGGAUUUUGAAAAGGACUACAAUAUGUUUAAAGAAAAAAUUGUGGAUUUUGAUCGACAGCUUGGGACCAUUCUGUGUGCAGCAUUUCAAGAUUGCUCCGGCUUGGAGUCUGCUUUUAAGCUUCUAGCUGUAUUUGGUGCAUUUCUGGACAGGUCCACCAUCAAGGAGAUUUUUAGUCCAAAGUACUUUACUUUCCUGGAGAUGUUUGAUCAAGAACUGGACAGAUGUAAACGUUUAUAUGAUAAGCAUAUAGAACAGAGUGAAAAAGGUGUUGUGUUAUUAAACAAGAACAUGCCUGUAACUUCAGGAAACUUAAAAUGGGCCAAAGAACUUAAGGAAAGGAUUCAGAUACCUUGGUCAAAUUUAAGGCUUAUUGAUCACAUAAAUCUUGAAGGCCCUGAAGCUGGGAUAGUCUAUCAAAAAUAUAUGGAGAUGCUGACUUUACUGGAUGAAUAUGAAGAACAGAUGCACUUGUCAUGGACAAGUGGGGUUCACACGAUUUGCCAGUUCAACUUGGAUCAGUCAAUUAUCAAGCGCAGUUCUGAAGCUGGUUUUCUCAGUGUGAACUUUGACCAUCAGCUUGUAGCUGUCCUACGAGAGGUGAAAUACCUUCGGAUAUUGAAUCAACCUGACAUUCCGGAGGCAGCUGCAACCAUCUUUGAAAAGAGAGAAACUUUGACUAAGUACGUCGGAACCUUGGAAUUAAUGGCAAAGUGGUACAAUCACCUAAAACAAACUGUCCUGGAAGUUGAGUUUCCACUAAUCUAUAAUGAGCUGGAAGCUAUUGAUGAUGAGCUGAAGGCUGCAGAGGUGACGAUUACCUGGCAGAGUGAAAACUGCUGGAACUACAUUGUCCGCGUGACGGACAUGGUGCAUGAUCUGGCAAGCAGGGUUCAGAAGACCAAAGAAAAUGUGGAAACACUCCAUAUGCUUAUGAAUGCUUGGAGUGAGAGUGCUAUGUUUACAAGAAAGGAUAACAGAAGAGAUAAUCUGUUGAACCUGGAAGACCGAGAAGACAGAGUAGCCAAGUGGUACAAAAUGAUAAAGCAGGAUGGUGUUACGAUUCACAGUUUGGUUGCGGAGAAUCUCAGACUUCUGAAGGCAGACCCAGUCAAUAAAUCGUGGAAGGCCUAUUUGGAGUACAUCGACGACAUGGUUUUAGAUGGUUUCUUCAAUGCUAUUUCAUGCUCCCUUGAGUUUUUCCUUGAGAACACUGAAGCUACUUUAAAACCUGCUCCACUGUUUGUGUCACAAAUGAUGCUAAAUAUCCCAGAGAUUGUAUUCAAACCUUCUCUGGAUAAGGAUGCUGCUGAUGCGUUCUAUGAUUUAGUCGAAGAGUUGAUAAAUGACGUUUACAAAAUGGCUGCACAAAUGAAAAGAGUAGCUGAUCACCUUGAGAUUGAUAAUUAUCAGGAUGAUAUGGAUGAUAUACUUGAUCUAUCUGAGGUCCGGCAAGAGAUCAUGGAAAGGGUAACAGAGAUCAUUAGCAAAGCUGUGGACUACAGAAAUUCAUUUGACACUUACUCGUACCUUUGGGUAGAUGAUAAGGUAGAAUUCAUGAGACAGUUCUUGCUGUACAGCCAUGUGUUGACUGCAGAGGAGAUUGAAACUCAUGCUGAUGAUGGUGUUCCCGAGUGCCCUCCUACUACAGAACAGUUUAAGGAACAGAUUGAUAUCUAUGAAAAUCUAUAUAUCCAGAUAAGCAAAUUUGAAGACAGUCGUGUUUUUGAAAGUUGGUUUAAAGUUGAUAUUAAACCAUUUAAGAUAGCAUUGUUAAAUGCAAUCAAAAAAUGGAGCUGGAUGUUUAAAGAACAUCUCAUGCAUUAUGUGACCGAUAGCCUAAGUGAACUUGAAGAGUUUAUAAAGGUAACAGAUAAGGGACUUAAAAAGAAGGUGAAAGAAGGAGACUAUAAUGGCCUUGUCGAUAUAAUGGGACAUCUAAUGGCCGUCAGAGACAGACAGAUCACCACUGAUGAACUUUUUGAACCUUUGAAGGAGACAAUUAACCUUCUUGAGAGUUAUGAUCAAACUAUGCCAGACCAGAUUUAUAUGCUGUUAGAGGAAUUACCAGAAAAGUGGAACAAUACAAAGAAGAUAGCUGUUUCUGUGAAGCAUGAAGUUGCAGCCCUCCAGACUGCAGAGGUGUCACUCAUCAGAAAAAGAUGUGUGGCAUUUGAUGCUAAGCAAGUGGACUUUCGAGAAAAAUUCCAAAUGGAAGCACCUUUCACAUUUAAUUCUGCAAACCCAUAUGCAUUGUUGGAUAAGGUGAACAAGGAGCUCACUGCCCUGGAGGAGGAGACUAUACAAAUGCAAGAAUCAGCCAACCUUUUUGAGGUCACCGUUCCAGAAUAUAAGCAAUUGAAACAAUGUCGCCGAGAUAUAGUUUUGCUUAAGCAGCUCUGGGAUAUUGUUGUAUAUGUGAAGACUAGUAUUUAUGACUGGACCAAGACACAGUGGAGACAAAUCAAUGUGGAGCAGAUGGAUGUGGAGCUUAGAAGAUUUGCAAAGGACAUCAGAAUGCUUGACAAAGAAGUGCGUGCUUGGGAUGUAUAUGUCAGUUUGGACUCCACUGUAAAGAACCUGCUCACAUCACUACGAGCAGUGACGGAAUUACAAAACCCAGCUAUAAGAGACAGACACUGGUACCAACUGAUGAAUUCAACAGGGGUAAAGUUUAUUAUGGGUGAUGAUACAAUCCUGGCUGAUCUGUUAGCUCUGAAAUUGCACAGAGUCGAAGAUGAAGUCCGAAAUAUUGUGGACAAAGCUGUAAAGGAGUUGGGAAUUGAGAAGGUCCUCACAGAAAUCUGCUACACAUGGACUACCAUGGAAUUUUCAUAUGAGGAACACCAUAGAACGGGAACCCCCCUGCUAAAGUUUGAUGAGGAGCUUAUUGAAAUUCUGGACGACAGCCAAGUGCAAUUACAAGUCAUACUACUGAGCAAAUAUGUGGAGUACUUUCAACAGCAGGUCUCAACCUGGCAAAAAAAGCUGACAGUGGCAGACUCUGUCAUCUUUAUCUGGAUGGAGGUCCAACGCACAUGGUCUCAUCUUGAGAGUAUUUUCAUUGGAUCUGAGGACAUUCGAAACCAACUUCCUGAAGAUGCCAAACGAUUUGAUGGAAUUGAUUCAGACUUUAAGGAAUUAAUGUCUGAAACAGUGCAAACAAAGAAUGUAAUUGAAGCAACAAAUAAACCAAAGCUGUAUGAAAAACUUGAAGCUCUCCAACAAAGGCUUGCCCUGUGUGAAAAAGCUUUGGCUGAAUAUCUUGAAACUAAACGUUUAGCUUUCCCGAGGUUUUACUUUGUGUCAUCAGCAGACCUACUGGAUAUCCUUUCCAAAGGAACACAGCCUCAACAGGUUACACGUCAUCUUGCAAAACUCUUUGAUAACAUGGCUGACCUUAAAUUUGAAAACGAUGGAGAAGUGGAAGUAAGCAAGACUGCAAUAGGAAUGUACAGCAGAGAGAAAGAGUAUGUCCCAUUCCAAGCAAAAUGCAACUGCAUUGGGCAGGUUGAAACCUGGUUAAAUCGAUUAGAGGAAACUAUGCACGAAACAGUCCGUCAUCAGAUCACGGAGUCUGUGGCAGCUUAUGAGGAAAAGCCAAGAGAUCAAUGGAUUUUUGACUAUCCAGCCCAGGUGGCACUCACCAGCUCACAGAUAUAUUGGACUACAGACGUGGGAAUUGCAUUUGAAAGGCUUGAGGAAGGCUAUGAAACAGCACUGAAAGAUUAUAAUAAAAAGCAGGUGGUGCAGUUGAACGUUCUGAUCAACAUGUUACUGGGAGACCUGACACUAGGGGACAGACAGAAAAUUAUGACCAUAUGCACUAUAGAUGUCCAUGCUCGGGAUGUGGUUGCAAAGCUCAUCGCUCAGAAGGUUACAAAUGCCCAAGCAUUUGCCUGGCUGUCUCAAUUGCGACAUCGUUGGGACAAUAUCGAGCGCCACUGCUUUGUCAACAUAUGUGAUGCUCAGUUUCAAUACUCUUAUGAAUACUUAGGGAACACAUCUCGACUGGUGAUUACUCCACUGACUGACAGGUGCUAUAUUACCCUGACACAGUCUCUUCACUUAACCAUGAGUGGAGCACCUGCAGGCCCUGCUGGGACAGGCAAAACAGAGACCACUAAAGAUCUUGGGCGUGCGCUAGGUGUCAUGGUUUAUGUCUUCAACUGUUCUGAGCAGAUGGAUUAUAAGUCCAUAGGAAAUAUCUACAAAGGUUUGGCACAAACUGGUGCUUGGGGCUGUUUUGAUGAGUUUAAUCGGAUCUCCAUUGAGGUUUUGUCAGUCGUUGCAGUGCAGGUUAAAACCAUACAAGAUGCCAUCAAAAACAAGAAAAAAAGAUUUGUUUUUCUUGGGGAAGAAAUUUCUUUAAAAUCUGCAGUUGGCAUAUUUAUAACAAUGAAUCCUGGCUAUGCGGGUCGAACAGAACUACCAGAAAAUCUUAAAGCACUUUUCAGGCCUUGUGCUAUGGUUGUCCCUGAUAUUGAACUGAUUUGUGAGAUUAUGCUGGUUGCAGAAGGUUUUUUAGAUGCCAAAUUGCUGGCCAGAAAAUUCAUCACUUUGUAUACUCUUUGUAAAGAGCUGCUUUCGAAACAGGACCAUUAUGACUGGGGUCUUCGUGCAGUGAAAUCUGUUUUAGUUGUUGCUGGUUCACUUAAGAGAGGAGACAAAAGUAGACCAGAAGAUCAGGUGUUAAUGCGUGCUUUGAGGGAUUUCAAUUUGCCAAAAAUUGUGACAGAUGAUGUGGCCAUUUUUAUGGGACUCAUUGGUGAUCUGUUUCCCACCCUGGAUGUUCCUAGAAAGCGAGACCAAAACUUUGAACAAUUAGUCAGACAGUCCACUCUGGAACUCAGCCUACAGCACGAAGAAAGCUUUAUCCUCAAGGUGGUUCAGCUAGAAGAGCUAUUGGCUGUCCGUCAUUCAGUCUUUGUAGUUGGAAAUGCUGGAACAGGAAAGACUCAGGUAUUAAAGACUUUGUACAGGACGUAUGGAAACAUGAAACAAAAACCUAUCUGGAAUGAUCUUAACCCAAAAGCCAUCAGCACAGAUGAGAUGUUUGGUUUUAUACACCCUGCAACUCGAGAAUGGAAGGAUGGUCUUUUCUCUUACAUUAUGAGAGAGCAAGCCAAUAUAACACAUGAUGGUCCAAAAUGGAUUGUGCUAGAUGGUGAUAUAGAUCCCAUGUGGAUUGAGUCACUGAACACAGUUAUGGAUGAUAAUAAGGUGUUGACACUUGCCAGCAAUGAACGUAUUCCACUUAAUCCUUCCAUGCGCCUUUUGUUUGAAGUAAGCCAUUUAAAAACAGCUACACCGGCCACUGUUUCCAGAGCAGGCAUUUUAUUUGUUAAUCCUCAAGACUUGGGCUGGAAUCCAUAUGUGACCAGCUGGAUUGACAGAAGGAUUUACCAGUCGGAAAAGACCAACCUGACCAUUCUCUUUGAUAAAUAUGUUCCUUCAUGUCUGGAGCAACUACGAUCUUCUAUAAAGACCAUCACUCCCAUUCCUGAAAAUAGCAUGGUACAGACACUGUGUUCCCUUUUGGAUUGCCUGCUGACUCCAAAGAAUGUGCCUCCUGACUCUCCUCGAGAACUUUAUGAGCUUUAUUUUGUCUUUGCCUGCAUCUGGGCCUUUGGGGGAGCAGUAUACCAAGAUCAGCUGGUAGAUUAUCGUGUUGAAUUCAGUCAUUGGUGGUUCAAAGAAAUGAAAGCUGUUAAACUUCCAUCCCAGGGAACUAUCUUUGAUUAUUGCCUAGAUCCUGAAACAAAAAAGUUUAUUCCUUGGUCUGAAAAGAUACCAACAUUUGAAAUGGAAGUGGAUAGUCCUGUACAAGCAGUCCUUGUCCCUACAGCUGAGACCACCCAGCUACAAUACUUUGUAGAUUUGUUGCUGGAGAAAGGAAAGCCAGUUAUGCUUGUGGGAAAUGCAGGAGUUGGCAAAACUAUCCUGGUGCAAGACAGACUUGCUAAUCUAUCAGAUGAUUAUAUGGUGUCCAAAGUGCCUUUCAACUACUACACCUCAUCGGUGAUGUUACAGCGUGUUCUUGAGAAGUCUCUUGAGAAAAAGGCUGGUCGUAAUUAUGGACCCCCUGGAAAUAAAAAGCUAAUUUAUUUCAUUGAUGACAUGAAUAUGCCAGAAGUAGAUACGUAUGGGACAGUUCAGCCUCAUACACUUAUCCGUCAGAGCAUUGACUACAGACACUGGUAUGAUCGUCAGAAGUUAACACUGAAGGAAAUUCACAACUGUCAGUUUAUCAGCUGCAUGAAUCCAACUGCAGGAAGCUUCACCAUUAAUCCUCGACUUCAGAGACAUUUUACAGUGUUUGCGGUGAAUUCUCCUUCAGUCGAUUCAAUGGAAAUGAUCUUCAGCAAAAUUCUAAGUUUCCAUUUUCAGCAUCUAAAUUUUGCAGCAUCGGUAAUAAAGACCACUCCAGUUGUUGUCCAAGCAGCUGUCUGGCUUCAACAAAAAAUUGCUCACAUGUUCUUGCCAACAGCCAUUAAAUUCCACUACAUUUUUAACCUUCGCGACCUCUCUAAUAUUUUUCAGGGCAUACUCUUCGCACUUCCUGAUUGUAUAAAGAAACCAAUGGAUUUGGUGUCUCUCUGGCUUCAUGAAUCAUCCCGUGUAUAUGAGGACAAGCUAGUACAAUCAAAAGAUUCUGAACUCUUCCAAAAGGUUCUGCUGGAAACUGCCAAAAAGUUCUUUGAGUGUAUUAGUGAUAAUAUUUUACUGCACAAGCCAUUGAUUUAUUGCCAUUUUGCUCAUGGAAUUGGUGAUCCCCAUUACAUGCGUGUAAAAGAUUGGCAUGUCCUGAAGAAAAUACUGACUGACGCUCUUGACAACUAUAAUGAAAUUAAUGCUGUGAUGAACCUAGUCUUAUUUGAAGAUGCUAUGCAACAUGUGUGUAGGAUAAAUCGAAUAUUGGAGAGCAGCCGAGGAUAUGCUCUACUGGUGGGAGUUGGAGGCAGUGGGAAGCAGAGUUUAUCUCGAUUGGCUGCUUACAUUAGUUCUCUAGAAAUAUUCCAAAUCACACUGAAGAAAGGCUAUGGAAUCUCAGAUUUGAAGGUCGAUCUUGCUAAUUUGUACAUCAAGACUGGAGCCAAAAACCUUCCAACAGUCUUUCUCCUGACAGAUGCCCAUGUUCCAGAUGAACGUUUCCUGGUCCUGAUCAACGAUUUGCUGGCAUCAGGUGAAAUUCCUGAUCUGUUCAGUGAAGAAGAGGUUGAUAAUAUCAUUGGUGGUAUACGUAAUGAAGUCCGAAGCUUGGGACUGAUGGAUAAUAGAGAAGAUUGCUGGAAGUUCUUUUUGAGCAGAGCACGGCAACAGCUCAAGGUUGUUCUCUGUUUCUCCCCAGUUGGUUCAUCCUUACGCGUGAGAGCCCGGAAGUUCCCAGCCAUAGUUAACUGCACAGCUAUUGACUGGUUUCAUGAGUGGCCACAGGAGGCCUUAGUGUCUGUCAGCAGGAGAUUCAUUGAGGAGAUUGAGGGGAUUAAGCCAGAUUUGAAAGAUUCCAUCAGCCUGUUCAUGGCUUAUAUUCACAAUAGUGUCAAUGAAAUGAGUAAAAAUUACCGCAAGAAUGAUAAGAGAUACAAUUAUACAACACCCAAGAGUUUCCUUGAACAGAUCACACUGUACAAAAACUUGCUGCAUAGAAAACAAAAGGAAUUAGCACAGAAGAUGGAACGCCUUCUGAAUGGUAUCCAGAAACUAAAGACAACGGCAUCACAGGUGGAAGAUUUGAAAAGCAAGCUUGCAUCUCAGGAGGUUGAAUUGAAGUUUCGAAAUCAAGAUGCUGAAGCUCUAAUAACUAAAAUAGGAUUUCAGACAGAGAAAGUGAGCCAUGAGAAGACAAUUGUUGAUGCAGAAGAGCAAAGGGUAGCAGCAAUACAGUCUGAAGUGGCUUUGAAGAAGAAAGAAUGUGAAGACAAACUUAUUAAAGCUGAACCUGCUCUAGUGGCGGCUACUGCUGCGCUGAAUACCCUAAAUAAGAUGAAUUUGACAGAGUUGAAAACCUUUCCCAAUCCUCCUGUGGCAGUCACAAACGUUACUGCAGCUGUUAUGGUGCUGUUAGCUCCGAAAGGCAAAAUACCUAAAGACAGAAGUUGGAAGGCUUCUAAAGUCUUCAUGGGAAAGGUCGAUGAUUUCCUUCAAACUCUGAUAAGUUACAAUAAAGAACAUAUCCCUGAAAACUCACUGAAAGUAGUAAAAGAACACUAUCUACAGGAUCCAGAAUUUAAUCCUGAUCUGGUUCGUACAAAGUCAUUUGCAGCAUCAGGUCUCUGUGCAUGGGUAAUAAACAUCAUCAAAUUCUAUGAGGUGUACUGUGAUGUGGACCCGAAGCGCCAGGCUCUAACCCAAGCAAAUGCCGAGUUAGCGACAGCUACUGAAAAGUUGGAAGCCAUCAGGAAGAAACUUUCAGAUCUAGAUGCUAACCUAUGCAAACUCACUGCCAGUUUUGAAAAAGCUACAGCAGAGAAGAUACGAUGUCAAGAUGAAGUAAGUCGAACCAACAGGACAAUUGAACUAGCAAACCGACUGGUCAAAGGACUUGAGUCUGAAAAUGUACGCUGGGCCCAGUCUGUCCAUCUCUUUGAAGCUCAGGAGAAGACCCUUUGUGGAGAUGUGUUGCUGACUGCUGCCUUUGUGUCAUAUGUUGGAUCCUUUACUAGAGGAUACCGUCAAGAAUUGGUUGAAGGCAUGUGGCUUCCCUUCUUGAAAUCAUUGAAGGUUUCUAUACCAGUAACAGGGGGCUUAGAUCCUAUAGCAAUGUUAACUGACGACGCUACAAUUGCAACCUGGAAUAAUGAAGGAUUGCCCAGUGACAGGAUGUCAACAGAAAAUGCCACUAUUUUAACCAACUGUGAACGCUGGCCACUCAUGAUUGAUCCACAGCAACAAGGGAUCAAGUGGAUUAAGAACAAAUAUGGAAGUGAGCUGAAAGUUGUGCACAUUGGACAGAAAAGCUAUUUAGACAUCAUUGAGCAUGCAGUACGUUGUGGUGAUACCAUACUGGUUGAAAACCUUGAGGAAACAGUUGAUCCUGUUCUCGAUCCAGUACUAGGCCGAAAUACAAUUAAAAAAGGAAGAUAUAUUAAGAUUGGUGACAGAGAGUGUGAAUUUAACAGUCGUUUCCGACUCAUUCUUCAUACAAAGUUGGCCAACCCUCACUACAAACCUGAGAUGCAAGCUCAGACUACACUCAUUAAUUUUACUGUCACAAGAGAUGGACUUGAAGAUCAACUGUUGGCUGAUGUGGUCAGCACUGAGAGACCAGAUCUAGAACACCUGAAGUCCAAAUUGACUAAGCAGCAGAAUCAUUAUAAGAUUGAACUGAAACGACUAGAGGAUGAGCUCCUUACCCGUUUGUCUGCUGCAGAGGGCAAUUUUCUUGGUGACACAGAGCUGGUGGAAAGACUAGAGACAACAAAACUAACAGCAGCAGAGAUUGAGCAGAAGGUGAAUGAAGCAAAGGACAACGAAAUGAGGAUCAAUGAGGCUCGUGAGUGCUAUCGGCCAGCAGCAGCACGGGCUUCACUUCUUUACUUCAUCAUCAAUGACCUCAGGAAAAUGAAUCCCAUUUACCAAUUUUCUCUCAAGGCCUUUAACAUGGUAUUUCGUAAAGCUAUUGAACGGACAGAACAGUCAGAGGAUCUGAAGGAGCGAGUAGCAAACCUUACAGACUCCAUCACACAUUCUGUGUUUCUCUAUACCAGCAGAGGUCUCUUUGAAAAAGACAAGGUUGUAUUUAUUUCUCACACAACUUUCCAGAUCCUGUUGAUGAACGGUGAAAUAGAUCCAGAAGAGCUUGACUUUUUCCUGAGAUUCAAAGUAGAGCAUUUGUGCAAGAGUCCUGUUGAUUUUCUCUCCACUCAAUCCUGGAGUGCCAUCAAGACUAUGGCGAUGAUGGAUGAGUUUCGUGGAUUAGACAGAGACAUUGAAGGCUCAGCCAAACGCUGGAAGAAAUUUGUUGAAUCAGAAUGUCCUGAAAAAGAGAAAUUUCCUCAGGAGUGGAAAAAGAAGAGCUCACUUCAGAAACUUAUUAUGCUCAGAGCUCUGAGACCUGACAGGAUGACAUAUGCCGUGAGUAACUUUGUUGAAGAAAAGUUAGGAACAGCAUAUGUCGAUGGUCUACGGAUAGACUUUGCAAAAUCAUUUGAAGAGAGUAACCCAGCUACUCCCAUGUUUUUUAUCUUGUCCCCUGGUGUUGAUCCUCUUAAAAAUGUUGAAUCACUCGGUAAAAAGUUAGGGUUCACUAUUGACUCUGGAAGAUUUCAUAAUGUUUCUCUGGGCCAAGGACAAGAGCUGGUAGCUGAAGUAGCUUUAGAAAAAGCUUCCAAAGAAGGCCAUUGGGUCAUUUUGCAGAAUAUUCAUCUAGUCGUGAAAUGGUUGGGAACACUAGAAAAGCUGCUGGAGCAUUUCAGCAAGGGCAGUCAUCCUGAUUUCAGGGUCUUCAUUAGUGCUGAGCCUGCCCCAACCUCAGAGGAACAUGUUAUUCCUCAGGGAAUACUGGAAAGCUCGAUUAAGAUCACUGAUGAACCACCUAUUGGCAUGCUGGCCAACCUACAUGCUGCCCUGUAUAACUUUGACCAGGAUAUGCUGGAAAUGUGUUCUCGAGAACAAGAGUUCAAAACCAUUCUCUUCUGCCUUUGUUACUUUCAUGCAUGUGUUGCAGAAAGACGCAAGUUUGGCCCUCAAGGUUGGAACCGAAGCUAUCCUUUCAACGCUGGUGAUCUCAGUAUAUCUGUUAAUGUCCUUUAUAAUUACCUGGAGGCAAAUACUAAAGUGCCUUGGGAAGAUCUGCGUUACCUGUUUGGGGAGAUCAUGUAUGGAGGCCACAUUACUGAUGACUGGGACAGGAGGCUGUGCCUCACUUACUUAGAGGAAUACAUGCAUCCAAAAAUGCUUGAAGGAGAACUUACACUGACGCCAGGUUUUAUCGCUCCUCCCAACUUGGAUUAUAUUGGGUACCAAAAGUACAUUGAUGAAAUGCUUCCUCCAGAAAGCCCAGUGUUAUAUGGCCUGCACUCUAAUGCUGAAAUUGAGUUCCUCACAGUAACAUCAGAUAAUCUCUUUCGAACAUUAGUGGAAAUGCAGCCAAGAGAUUCAUCUAUUGGAGAGGGAUCUGCGCAGACUACAGAGGAAAAGGUGAAAAGUAUUCUGGAUGAUAUUUUAGAGAAACUUCCUGAAGAAUUCAACAUGACAGAAAUUACAGCGAAGACAGCAGAACGUACUCCUUAUAUUCUUGUUUGUUUCCAAGAAUGUGAACGUAUGAACAUCCUCACACGAGAGAUCAGGAAAUCCCUUAAAGAACUGGAUCUUGGACUGAGGGGAGAGCUGACGGUCUCAGCUGAAAUGGAAGCAUUGCAAUCAGCAUUGUACUACGAUAACGUUCCUGAAAUAUGGAGCAGAGUGGCAUAUACAUCUUCAUAUGGACUGGCACAAUGGGUCAACGAUGUUAUUUUACGUUGCCGUGAGCUUGAUACUUGGACUCAGGACCUUUGCCUUCCUGCCGUUGUCUGGCUUUCCGGCUUCUUCAAUCCUCAGUCUUUUCUUACUGCAAUUAUGCAGAGCGUAGCCCGAAAGAACGAGUGGCCUUUGGAUAAGAUGUGCUUGGCUGUGGAUGUCACCAAGAAGACUAAAGAAGAUUAUAGUCAUCCACCAAGGGAAGGUGCCUACAUUCAUGGAUUGUUCUUGGAAGGUGCAAGAUGGGACAUUCAAGGCAGCAUCGUCACAGAAGCACGUCUUAAAGACCUGACUCCCACAAUGCCAGUCAUUUUUGUACGGGCCAGUCCAGCAGAUAGGCAAGAAAUGAAGAACAUUUAUGAAUGCCCAGUUUACAAGACCAAAACUAGAGGGCCUACAUACGUUUGGACUUUCAAUCUGAAGACCAGAGAGAAGCCUGCCAAAUGGAUUCUUGCUGGAGUAGCAUUGCUUUUAUCAGUUUAGAAAUAAAUUUAUAAAAAGAACUUGCCAAAGGUUAGAGGAGUAAAGCAUUAACCAGAACAUUGAAGUGCUACUCCAAGGGCAUUUUAUUACUUUCGGUGUGCUCUUGGAAGAGGUAUUUAUAAGCAGAGAGCCUUUUCUUUUGUGGAUAUGUACCAGAGCAUUAUGUAAUCAGUAGGCAACAGUUCCAAAAAGGUGCAAUUUUCAAAAUCAUAAAUUUCCUUAAAUUCGAAAGUCACAAAAGUAACCAAAAUGAAUUGAGAUUUUACACAACAGGCAAAAUGCCUUAUGCUAGCAAGAAACGGAACUAUUAAAUAGUAGGUCUGCAGUGACAGUGUACAUCUACAAGUUUAAAUAUUAUAAAAUUCAGAGAAAUAAGAUGAUUUAUUUGAAUUUUUUUAAUCAAAGUAAAUGAUUAUACAUAUAUUGGCAUUUUAUGCAAGAAAAUGCCAUUUACAACAGAGGUCCCAACUUCCAUGCAGCAUUUAAAAUCAAAACAAGUCCAAGACAUUCUCUUUGUUCAGUUUAACGUUUCUUUACACAGUGAAAAUAAAAACACUAACGCUUCCAAGGAUUCUAGAUUAAACUGUAAUGAUGAAUUAGAUUACCAAAAAUUAAAUGUAAAACCAUUCAUCAACACCGUUUCCAGUUUGCUUGACCUAUCCUUGUAUUUAUGUUGCAUGCAAGAGUGUUGCAUCUACACUGCUAUAGGAUAACAUACAACACUACAUCAUCUGCAUUGUUCAUGUAAUCCAUGUAAACAAGACAUUAUUUUUGAAUAUCAAUAAAACAAAUACUUGCAAUCAUCCAUGGUCCCUGACAUUGCAAUAAACAUUUCUUUAAGAUUUAAACACAGGAUUUGUACAAAUAUCUGAAAACAAGAAACUUGUCAACUAUUACAAAGCUUCAAAAAAACACUACAAUUCAAGUUCUGCAAACGGCAUUUACAUUAUUUCUGCUGAUUAUUUUCAAAUUCUGGUAAAUUACCAGUAGUUGUAAUAUUAAAAUAAAGUGUGCUUUUUAUACAGGUUUCAUAAAAAAAAUAAAGUCAAUUUACUACAA